GGCAAGUUUAGGUGGUUCUUUAUCUGGUCGGCGGGGCUCUUAGGGGACUUCUGAAGGAACAACCCCUCUGGACCCCGCGACCCCUCCAUCGCUAUUUCCACCGAUAUCCAUGUAUUACAGGGGUGGUAAUCGACCCAUAUAAUUCUUAGUCUUACUGUAAGGCAAGAGCCAACGUCGUAUUCUCAUACACAACAUCUACGGGAUGCACCUGACGAUUACACCUCCUAGACCUCCAGCUGAGAAAAGUUAUUACGCCGACAAGGUUCCACCUUACUCAUAUUCUUUUUUCUUGUCUGACGAUUAAAAUAUUCCUUCCUUUUCGUAUCUCCCCGAUCCUCCGCGACAGCCACUUCUCUCUUUCAACGUAGAGCAUGGCAACCGACGUUCCAUGAGUAACCUUUUGUCAUCAUAGCCUCAGACGAGCAAACAUACCGACUAACGACCAUAACUACUUAUAAACUACGAAUAAUAGAUCAAAUACAAAUUAGUUAUUCGAAUUGACUUGAAGCGAUCAUGUCAAACGGCACGAAUGGUUCGGCCCCGCCUCGUACCAACGGCGCGGGACCUAAUGACUUAGAGGCUCUAUGUCGCGAACUCAAGUCGAAAGUCGAUAUCUUUCUUGACACUGCUACCGAGGAUGACGUUCUCAACUCGGUGAAGAACCAAAUCAUAGUCGCUAGGGGUGUAAUUGACGAAGCAUUACGGCGAUAUAGACCCGAAGAACUCUCACUAUCCUACAACGGCGGCAAAGACUGCCUCGUCCUCCUAAUCCUAAUCCUCGCUUCCCUCCCGUCUUCCGCCUCGCUACAAUCGAAAUCUGCGCGACCUCUAUCCUCUUGUUCAUCUCCACCAUUCCCGCGCCACCUCCAAGCUCUCUAUAUCCGACCACCUCUUCCUUUCGCCGAAGUAGACGAAUUCGUCACUACAACCUCGGCGGCUUACCACCUAGACCUCACAACGUCGAAUCAAUCCAUGAAACCAGCAUUGACGGAAUACCUGCGCGAAAGACCUGAAGUUAAGGCUGUGUUUGUUGGAACGAGACGAACCGACCCGCAUGGUGCCGACUUGACAUUCUUCGAUGAGACGGACGCCGAUUGGCCUCGUUUUAUGCGCAUACAUCCCGUAAUCGACUGGCACUACCGUGAGGUGUGGGGUUUCAUACGCGCCUUAGGAAUCCCAUACUGCCCACUUUACGACAAGGGAUACACAUCACUAGGCGGUACAGACGAUACACAUCCGAACCCAGCUUUGAAAGAGGGAGCAAGUAAAACAGAAGGGCAACAAUUCCGACCCGCAUACGAACUUACAGAGGAUAGAGAAGAGCGACUGGGUAGGGAUCGAUAGCGUUUAUACAACUCCGCUCACUAGGAAAGGGCUAGAGGCUGUGUAAAGAGGGAUGAAUUACAUGGAGUUCAGGUGACGAUGAAAUACAUCUUAAGGGGGGUUAUAGGACAUCACUUUUUUU
Molecule: messenger RNA, 1465 nt
Organism: Hypoxylon trugodes
Lineage: Eukaryota; Fungi; Ascomycota; Sordariomycetes; Xylariales; Hypoxylaceae
Product: putative FAD synthetase
Exons: 3
Coding region: 514-1344 (276 amino acids)
Biological process (GO): FAD biosynthetic process
Molecular function (GO): FMN adenylyltransferase activity
Source: RefSeq, a predicted model, not a curated record